This is a messenger RNA of Stegodyphus dumicola, 726 nucleotides long. RefSeq lists its product as uncharacterized. NCBI's taxonomy places the organism in Eukaryota, Metazoa, Arthropoda, Arachnida, Araneae, Eresidae. The record is from RefSeq and is a predicted model, not a curated record.
AUGGAAGGAGAAGAAGCAACUAGUAAAGAUACUGAAGCAAAUGACGAAGAACAGCAGCCACGCGGUCAAGGAUCUAGAUCUUGUCCACUUUUGAUCUGUAAGAUCAGAUCAAAAAUGGGUUGUCGAAAGCCGAACCAAGCUGAUUCACGUGCUAAAAACAGAUCUUCGGAGGCCAUCAUUUCCAGAAAUACAGAAGACGAUGAUAAUGACGAGGUACGACAGAUGGAAUCCCAGAAGAAACUCCAUGCGGCAAACGUAGUAAAGGUACUACAGAUGGAACCCCAGAAGAAACUCCAUGCGGCAAAGUUAGUGAAGGUACGACAGAUGGAUUCCCAGAAGACACUACAUGCGACAUAUGCAAUAAAGGUACGACAGAGGGAAUCCCAGAAGAAACUCCAUGCGGCAAACGUAGUAAAGGUACGACAGAUGGAACCCCAGAAGAAACUCCAUGCGGCGAAGGUAGUGAAGGUACGACAGAUGGUAUCCCAGAAGACACCACAUGCGACAUAUGCAAUAAAGAUAAGACAGAUGAAUCCACAGAAGAACCUCCAUGCUUUGAAGAUAAAACAGAUGAAUCCACAGAAGAACCUCCAAGCAUUGAAGAUAAGACAGAUGAAUACACAGAAGAACCUCCACGCAAUGAAGGUAAAACCGAUGAAUCCACAGAAGAACCUACAUGCGGUGAAGGAUAGGAAUGAAAACAUCUGGUACUUUCUAAAGAGGUAA